AUGCUUCCCUUCGACAUCUCCCCAAUUCAACAGCGCGGCGACGCUGUCAACGCUGCUUACAGCGAUGGCGACGCACCGGAGUUCUUGAUUACCAGCAUUGCCGGCCCAGGCGAUAAAUCGCAUGCCUCGCCUCUGGAGCCGGCAUCCCUGGCAUCCCACUACGCGCUCCCUUGUGGACCAAAGUCGUCCUGUCGUCGGGGUGACGGAUGUGUCAGGCACCCGCACCUGUCUGCAUUUUACCGUCGGUAUCGAAAUGCCGAGUCGCCUCAGGCUACGAUAGAUGACGAGGGUAUUGAGGGUGACGAGCCCGAGCCGGCCGAUGCUGCACUGCCCCUGCAGCCGCCUAACAGCCAACUCGAGGCGGACCACCAUCCUUCCAAUGGGAUUUGUCCUACCGUGCGGCCGCACGUAGCGGAGAGCCGGACACGCACACCCACGCUGCCGGACGACGAGAGCACCGGCGAGCUCGAACCGGCAUAUACCGAGCCACGCCUUCAGCCCCAGAGCCCAUGCGGCGCCGCCUCCGGCCGUGGGGUUGAUCCACAACAGAGGUCCGGCAGCUGCGGCCUCUCUCAACAUAGUGAUCACCGUGACGACAACGACCAAGCGAGUGACCUAGAACAACGUCAUUCUCUCGCUCCGGACGACAGAGGAGAGAAAAGCGAUGAAGAGGGCCCUGCCGCGCCGCCGCAAGCGCGGAAGAGUCGGGCAGGCAUGCCCGGUUUGUCGGGCGACAAGAGCGACAACGAACGUGAGCUGGCCAAUACCGAGGCGUCCAUGCAGUCGUUCGCCAGUCAGGAGCCGGUCGGUCAGCCUUCAGCAUAACAUCGGUCGUCGUCCACGUUGACGUGGUUGCGAUGGUGACGACGAGGAGGACUGCUCGCCCAUGGUGGGAAGUGACGCCAAGGAAGGCAAGGAUGACCGCCACGAGGGAAGCGCCGCAGUAGAACGGUGCCCGGGCGGCAGACACGUCUGCGUUGCACCAAAUCCCCAUCACCACAGACUCAAGGACCACCACCAACCCAAGGCCCAAAGCGCCGCCAAAGUCAGCGAAGCAUUUCCGAACCGCAACCUUCAGGGGUUCCGCUUUGGAAGAGGAGAUACUCAAGACUGCUUUUCAAGACUGCUUACGCAAACUUCGAGGGCCUCAACCGCGUUUUGGUGGAUAGGAUGGCGGCUUCUUAGGUGGAAUUCACGUGGAACCCCUGUAUGAGUCAUGGAGGAAACGACCACAC
Chaetomium fimeti is the source of this 1235-nucleotide messenger RNA. RefSeq lists its product as uncharacterized. The record is from RefSeq and is a predicted model, not a curated record. The transcript has 2 exons. NCBI's taxonomy places the organism in Eukaryota, Fungi, Ascomycota, Sordariomycetes, Sordariales, Chaetomiaceae. Bases 1 to 825 code for a protein of 274 amino acids.